Molecule: messenger RNA, 2813 nt
Organism: Alosa sapidissima (American shad)
Lineage: Eukaryota; Metazoa; Chordata; Actinopteri; Clupeiformes; Clupeidae
Product: C-type lectin domain family 18 member C-like
Exons: 12
Coding region: 192-1529 (445 amino acids)
Source: RefSeq, a predicted model, not a curated record
GGAUGCUUCCCCCCGUCUCUGUCAGCGACUAACACAUAGUCAUUUGGUGGCUGGUCCACCGAGACGUGUGCGCGCUGUGGAGGAAAAAAAAACUGUUGAAGCGGACUUGGGUUGAGGGAGGAAGAGUGAGAGUGAGUGAUUUGGGACAAUUGUCAGAGUUACAGCUUUGUGCUCAUACUGCCCUAUCGACAAUGCUGUCAGUGAAUGUACUUUCGUGUUUGCUACUAUUAUUUGAUGCACUUCUCCAUACCCCAUACACGUCGGCAGCGCGGAUAUCCAACGAGAGACGACGAGACGACAUGAAUCCACCUGCCACAAGGCUCGGGGUGAAGGAGCAUUUUCAGAUUGUUACACAGCACAAUAGACUGCGUAGUCGGGUCAGUCCUAUUGCGGCGAACAUGCAGAAAAUGGAGUGGAGCGAGCCUCUGGCUCUUCUGGCCCAAGAGAGGGCAGUGUCCUGCUUCUCAGAUGCUGCCCUCCCAGAGCAGAGCCUGGGAGAGCACGUAGGCUGGAACGUCCAGCAGGCAGCGCAUGAGGAAGCCUCCUUCGCCGAGGUCAUCAAUGCCUGGUUCUUUGAAGGCCAGGACUACGUCUACCUGGAUGGCCAGUGCAGAGAGAAUAGUACCUGUCAACAUUACACACAGCUGGUGUGGGCCACCUCCAGACGCGUGGGCUGUGCUCAGCAUGUGUGCAGGUCGGGAGGCUCCCUGCUGGAAGUGUUUGUGUGCGCCUACUCCCCAGGGGGGAACUGGGAGGUGAACGGUAGGCCUGUGGUGCCCUAUAAGGCUGGAGUCUACUGCUCCCUCUGCACCUCGGACAUGUCAGGAUGCUUCAGGCUCUGGGACCAUGUUGGCGGGCUUUGUGAGAUUCCACAGAACCCAUGUCGGAUGAACUGCGGGCAGCGCGGCCGUCUGAACGUCUCCUCCUGCCAGUGCCACUGCUUCCCUGGCUUCACCGGCCGCUUCUGCCAAGUGCGCUGCAGUGUCCGUUGUGUCCACGGCCGCUACAGAGAGGAGGAGUGCUCGUGCCAGUGUGAUGUGGGCUACGGUGGGGCUCAGUGCGCUGAAAAGCUGCAAUUUCCGUACCACAACUGUGACCUGCAGAUUGAUGGCGAAUGCUUCAUGGUGUCUUCCGAGGCAGAGACGUACUACACAGCCAAGCUGCAGUGCCAGGAGAGAGGGGGUGUUCUCGCUCAGAUCCACAAUCAGAAGGUGCAGGACAUCCUGGCCUACUACCUCGGCCAGCUGGAAACCACAAAUGAGGUGACAGACCCUGACUUUGAGACCAGGAACUUCUGGAUAGGACUUACGUACAAGACCCUGAAGGAUGCUUUUCGCUGGGACACUGGAGAGAGUCCUUCUUUCACCAGCUUUGCUUUUGGACAGCCUGAUAACCUAGGCUUUGGGAACUGCGUAGAGAUGCAGGCUGCCAGCGCCUUCAACUGGAAUGACCAGCGCUGCAAAACACGCAACAGAUACAUCUGCCAGUUUGCUCCGGAGCAUAUAGCGGUAUGGGAGAGAGGCCGGUGAUUGGGCCUGCAACUGCACAUAAGGAUCCUGAGGCAGAGGGAACAGAGAGAGAACGUGUGUGUGUGUGUGUGUGUUUUCUGAGAUGAGACAGCACCUCACUGUACUGAGUCCUCCUGUCUGCUCUGCACUGCACUGCACUUCACUUCCCCUCUGACAUCCUCUAAGGUUCGUGAUAAAGAGAUACUGGAGAGACCUACUCACCGCCCCAAACCACCACCUGUCCAACACCCACCCACUCUCCCACCUUCUUUUCUUUUUAGACUUGGCUUGGGGGACAGGUCCUACUUUUAAUUAUCUACAGCAGUGAGAGCGCUCACUCUCUCAUUCGCUUGCUCGCUCACUCGCUUCACUCAUUCACUCACUCACUCACUCACUCACUGAUUCACUCACUCCCUCAUUCCCUCACUCCCUCCCUGUCCCUUCUGUAGUCAGCAGUUGGACACUGGCUGUCCAAAUAAAUUUGCUGCAAUGGGGGGGGGGUCUCUCCCAAAAAAAGUCUCCUCCUCAGCUCUCCUGAAGUCUUCCCGUGCCUGGUCCUCGUCUCCAUAUUCCAGCCUCGGCCCCAUCCAUAUUAAUGGGGCUGAUAAACACAUGGCAGUGAGGCAGUGGAGCAGUCCUCUGGCAUCUGGCACCAUGGGCCAGGAGCCUCUAUGCUGCUCGCUGUUUGGAUUUCACUCCAUCUGUAUCUCAUUCGCACCACCACCAGUCCUCCCUGCUCUGAACUGUGCUGUGCUGAGCUGUGCUGAGCUGCACUCUCCAGCUCUUGUCUCUGGUGGCGAUGCCGACGUGGUUCUCGUUACUCACUCACACCUUUCAACCUUUGAGGAUGUGAAGAUUGUUGAGUUGUGAUUCUUAAGUUGAAUUGUAGAUACCGUCAUUACAAAACCACUGGUAAAUCAAAAGGUUUCAUUUCCAGAUAUGACAUGGAAAGUUUGCCUCUUUUUUGUGCACUUAUGUGCACUAAAGUUAAAUGAUGUUAAUUUGACAAUAUAUAUAUGUGUUGAUUGAAAGUACUGUACAUCUUGAAGGUUUUUGAAACUGUAAAAAAAAAAAACACACAACAUUGCAUACAAAGUUUAUGUCAAGUUUACUCCAGAUGUCAUACUGAUGCUCCAUCGUCUCAUAAAUCUUAAAUGAAUUCUUUCCUUUUCUGAAUCCCAAAACUGUUAAUAUUGAGCUAUGUUGUAAAAAGGCCGUAGAAACAGAAUUGUAGAAUAUUUCAAUUCUGUCUUAAAUGUAAGAAUUUCUAUUCGCUAUAUAUAAAACAGGUUUUGGAGGUUUGCA